Messenger RNA from Eucalyptus grandis, 437 nucleotides. RefSeq names its product thionin-like protein 2. The transcript is spliced from 2 exons. NCBI's taxonomy places the organism in Eukaryota, Viridiplantae, Streptophyta, Magnoliopsida, Myrtales, Myrtaceae. The record is from RefSeq and is a predicted model, not a curated record. The coding region runs from base 31 to 354 and encodes 107 amino acids.
UCUAAGUGUUCCUCGUUGUAAGAGAAGAAGAUGGACAAAGUGAAGUCUGUACUUGUGGUUUGUCUUGUGUUGGGAUUGUUUCUUGGGCAGUCCAGAGCCGAGUUUCAGGAUUGCUACGUGGGCUGCUUUGUCGCGUGUGUCGUCACCGGUGAUAAUGUGGUCAAAUGCAGUCUCAAGUGCUUGAAGGACUGCAUAGGUCUUCCUUCACACGGCCUCACAGAUGCAGAGUACUUCUGCAAGCUUGGGUGUGCCUCCUCCUUGUGUAUCAACCUCAGUUCAAAGGAUGACCCUGGUGAAAAAAGAGUUGCACAUUGCGUGAAUUCUUGCUCGAAGACAUGUGCCAAUCACGCGUAGCUUGCCCUCUGGGAGAUUAUGAUAAAUCUUUGGUUUUCUGAAGUCGAAUAACACAUCAAUGAAUUGAAUGAAAUGUCAGUAGU